AUGAUACGUGGUGCACCUUUAGUGUUGACACCUUCUAGGACCCUUUUCCAAUCUAGUGUUUUACAAGAUCUCUCUAAAGAUGAGAAGAGUAACCUAUACGUCGAGAACUUUGAACGAUUACAAAAGGAGAAAAUUGCCCAGCAAAAGUACCGGAUGCAGACAUCGACAAACUAUGCUACGUCGUUGGGGAUUGUUUUCUUGGCCCUUGCUUUCAUGGCUGUUCCUUUCUACAGAGCUCUUUGUAAGCGAACUGGCUGGGGAGGAACUCCCAUCACAGAUGCCUCCAAAUUCACAAAAGAUAAGGUGGUUCCAGUGGACACAAACAGGAGAAUUCGAAUCUCUUUUACAUGCCAAUCUUCCGGAAUCUUACCCUGGAAGUUCACUCCUCUCCAGAGAGAAGUGUACGUGGUGCCAGGCGAAACGGCAUUGGCAUUUUACAGAGCCAAAAACAAUUCAAAAGAAGACAUGAUCGGAAUGGCCACGUACUCGGUGACACCCGAGCAAGCUGCGGGCUAUUUCAACAAGAUCCAGUGCUUUUGUUUCGAAGAACAGAGAUUGGCAGCAGGUGAAGAAGUGGACAUGCCGGUGUUCUUCUUCAUUGACCCUGACUUUGCUAAGGAUCCCGACUUAAGAACUGUGGAUGACAUAGUGUUGAACUACGCGUUUUUCAGAGCCUCGUAUACGGAUGGGGAAUUGGCUGCAAUGCCGGUAGCCCAUCUUGAACUUAAGGCAGAAAUGCAAUAA
Molecule: messenger RNA, 744 nt
Organism: Yamadazyma tenuis ATCC 10573
Lineage: Eukaryota; Fungi; Ascomycota; Pichiomycetes; Serinales; Debaryomycetaceae
Gene: COX11
Product: Cox11p
Cellular component (GO): mitochondrial inner membrane
Molecular function (GO): copper ion binding
Source: RefSeq, a predicted model, not a curated record